AUGUCGCUCGCGGUGAAAGCGCCGUGUGGUCGCGUCGCGCGCGCGCGCGGACGUCGACACGCGUGUCGAGCGUCCGCGCCCACGCUCUACGGCUCCCCGGGCUCGCGGUCGCCGUUGGUGAAUUGGUAUUGCCACGAGAUUGGCUUGGACGUGCGCGCGCGCGCGCCGAACGACCCGAGCAAUCCGCACCCGUUCGGCCAGGUCCCCGCGCUCGAGGACGAUGGAUUAACGGUAUUCGAAUCCGGAGCGAUCCUCAUGUACCUCGCGGACGCGUACGGCGGGAUGGACGACGCUAAGAAGCGAGCCGAGGCCGCCGCGUGGGUCGUCUGGGCGAACGCGACGCUCGACGGCGUCCUCUUCAUCGAGAACGAACGCGGCGGCGUCGUGGACACCGGCGCCAAGAACCCGAACCAAAAGCGUUUACGACGCUUAGACGACAUCCUGCGCGAGCGGGAGUUCUUGGUCGGCGACGCGUGGGGCGUCGCCGACUGCGCCGUCGCGGCGUACCUCCUCUACGUCCCGCAGUUUUUCCCACGCGUCUCCUGGGCGCCGUAUCCGAACAUCGCCCGCUACAUGGGUCGCAACUGCGCCCGCGACGCCUACGCCCGCGCGUUCGGCGCGGACGUGCGCGCGGGCAUCGUCGACAAGCUCGAGCGCGACCUCGCGUCCCGGUGA
Molecule: messenger RNA, 675 nt
Organism: Ostreococcus tauri
Lineage: Eukaryota; Viridiplantae; Chlorophyta; Mamiellophyceae; Mamiellales; Bathycoccaceae
Product: Thioredoxin-like fold
Exons: 1
Coding region: 1-675 (224 amino acids)
Source: RefSeq, a predicted model, not a curated record